This is a messenger RNA of Ictalurus furcatus (blue catfish), 2082 nucleotides long. RefSeq names its product zona pellucida sperm-binding protein 3-like. Lineage: Eukaryota; Metazoa; Chordata; Actinopteri; Siluriformes; Ictaluridae. Gene Ontology annotation, molecular function: acrosin binding. Gene Ontology annotation, biological process: binding of sperm to zona pellucida; egg coat formation; positive regulation of acrosome reaction. Bases 620 to 1957 code for a protein of 445 amino acids. Gene Ontology annotation, cellular component: extracellular matrix. The transcript has 7 exons. The record is from RefSeq and is a predicted model, not a curated record.
AUUUUUUUUUUAGAUGCACUUGUAUAUACUCACCACAUGUGUUAACUCUGAGUUGCCAAUAACUGGGUGAUUGAACUUACUCCUCACAAAUGUUCUGGAACUGGAAAAAGAAUAAGUAUUGUUUGGGUUAAUCAACCUAGAGUCCAGGGUUUAUGUAAUGCUAAGUUAACCUUGCUUUCAGGAAUAGCCACAUGGUUUCUGUUACUCCUUUCUAACCCAUGAGCCGACAGCAAUAGCCCAACUUUAAUUAACCUGCAGGUACGUUUGUUUUGCAGCUCACAAUAAAUGUCCUGUGGCAACACAAGCCAUUUCAGUUUUUUAUAUUUCUUUUUUUUUACCUCACAUCCUCAAUUAAGGACUAAAGUUACAUUUCAGUUCUAUGUUUGGAAAAUUGCACAACUAGGUCAUGUGACCUAGACAUUUAAGAGAAUUAAGCUCGUGGACCAAUCAAAUGCAAGGGCAGUAAACUUCUAAUUGCUAUCAUCUGUUAGGCAGACCAAUCAGUUACGCAACAGGCUCAGAAGAACUUCAGGAUGUUUAGAAAUGAUUGAAUACCUGCCUGCAUAAAUAGGAGGUGCUCUCCAACUAGUGGUGUGCUUGCAGUUGUCUGUUAAUAGCAAUGGGUUUCAACCAAGUGGGGUUUGGUGUGCUGCUACUUUUGGCAGUUGAGUUGUUAACAGCACAAUGGCCAGGCUUGAAUGUUCCUGCUGGGCUUCAACCUAACAAACCAGGUCAUCCUUCAUUGCAAGUGAGUGCUGGGUUGCCUUCUCAGUGGACACAAAGUGAUCCUCAGAGGGGAAGCCCUGCAGUAGUCCCACUUGGGUUGCACUUUCAAAAUCCUUCAGGUGCUCAAGACCAGCAAGUAAUGCAGAGGCCAGUGAAGAAACUGACUUGGCGUUUUCCAGCAGUACCACAAAUCCCAACCCCACCAGCACCAGUGAACUUUGUGAGACCGUCUAAUGCUGUUCCUACCCAGAGUGUAACAGCAAGGUGCAAUGAGACUGCAGUGUAUGUAGAGGUGAGAAAAGACCUGUUUGGUACUAGUGCACCCCUCAAUAUUGCUGCUCUCACACUGGGAGGCUGUGCUGCCAAAGGGGUGGAUGUUUCUUCUCAAGUCCUUGUCUAUGAAUCACCAUUGCAUGGCUGCAACAGCAAGUUGACUGUGACUGCAAAUGAGCUGGUCUAUAUCUUCACCCUUGGCGUUGCUUCAGUGCCCUUAAGUAAUGCUCCCAUUUUAAGAAGUCCUGGUGCUAUGGCUUUUGUUGAGUGUCACUAUCCAAGAUUCCACAACGUGAGCAGCAGUGCUCUCCUGCCUGCUUGGAUUCCAUAUGCUUCUGCUCAAGCUGCUGAGGAACAGCUCCUUUUCUCCUUGAGGCUCAUGAUGGAUGACUGGAUAUCUGAAGGACCUUCUGACUACAACUACCAGCUGGGUGAGCUUAUGAAUAUUGAGGCAUCUGUAGUGCAGUUCAGCCAUGUGCCCCUGCGUGUCUUUGUAGACAGCUGUGUGGCCACUGCUGUCCCUGAUGUAAAUGCAGUCCCCAGAUAUUCCUUCAUUGAGAACCAUGGGUGCUUGCUCGAUGCCAAGCUUACGCAGUCCAGUUCCCACUUCAUGCCCCAAACUCAAGCGGCUAAGCUGGGGUUUCAGCUGGAGGCAUUCAAGUUUCAGCAAGUGAACAGUAGCUCGUUACAUAUUGCAUGCAUCUUGAAGGCAACAGCAGCAUCUGCCCCUGCUGAUACGGAACACAAAGCUUGUUCCUUCUCAGGCAAUAGAUGGACUGCUGCAUAUGGUGUUGACCAGGUAUGCAGUUGUUGUAGCAGCAGCUGUGGCUCAAGGAAGGGACGUGAUCUCCCAUCAGAGCAAGGUAUUUGGGGAGAAUCAAGUUUAUGUAACUUUGCACUCUAUGACCUGAGUUGCCACUACACAACCUAUGAUUCUGAUGGAGUUGUGGCUUUGUAAUCUGUUCAUGCAUUUUACCUGUAUUUGCAGACUUGCAGCUAGAGCGAGAAGUGAGCCUUGGCCCAAUCAUGGUUCUGGAAAAUGUCUGGUAGUCUAAUGACUGUCUAAAUAAAAUUUUCUAACUU